AUGGCAGUGGCGAGGCGGGCUCUCAAGCGCUCUCGCCUUAAGCUAAACCAGGCUUCACGGCCUGCAAGCAGCGGCCUGCAAGCAGCGGCCUGCAAGGAGCGGCCUGCAAGGAGCGGCCUGCAAGCAGCGGCCUGCAAGGAGCGGCCUGCAAGCAGCAGCCUGCAAGGAGCGGCCUGCAAGCAGCAGCCUGCAAGCAGCAGCCUGCAAGGAGCGGCCUGCAAGCAGCGGCCUGCAAGGAGCGGCCUGCAAGCAUCGGCCUGCAAGCAGCAGCCUGCAAGGAGCGGCCUGCAAGCAGCAGCCUGCAAGGAGCGGCCUGCAAGCAGCAGCCUGCAAGGAGCGGCCUGCAAGGAGCGGCCUGCAAGGAGCGGCCUGCAAGCAGCGGCCUGCAAGCAGCGGCCUGCAAGGAGCGGCCUGCAAGGAGCGGCCUGCAAGCAGCGGCCUGCAAGCAGCGGCCUGCAUGCACCGGCCUGCAAGCAGCGGCCUGCAAGCCCUCUUAUUCAUCACAACCUGCUUGUUGAAGAAGAGAGUGAACUACACCGGGCCUUGCCAGGUUCACCAUCACCUGAGGCUCAGACCUCAACAGGCUCACCAUCACCUGAGUCUCAGACCUCAACAGGCUCACCAUCACCUGAGGCUCAGACCUCAACAGGCUCACCAUCGCCUGAGGCUCAGACCUCAACAGGCUCACCAUCACCUGAGGUUCAGACCUCAACAGGCUCACCAUCACCUGAGGUUCAGACCUCAACAGGCUCACCAUCACCUGAGGCUCAGACCUCAACAGGCUCACCAUCACCUGAGGUUCACACCUCAACAGGCUCACCAUCACCUGAGGCUCAGACCUCAACAGGCUCACCAUCACCUGAGGCUCAGACCUCAACAGGCUCACCAUCACCUGAGGCUCAGACCUCAACAGGCUCACCAUCACCUGAGGUUCACACCUCAACAGGCUCACCAUCACCUGAGGCUCAGACCUCAACAGGCUCACCAUCACCUGAGGCUCAGACCUCAACAGGCUCACCAUCACCUGAGGCUCAGACCUCAACAGGCUCACCAUCACCUGAGGCUCAGACCUCAACAGGCUCACCAUCACCUGAGGCUCAGACCUCAACAGGCUCACCAUCACCUGAGGUUCAGACCAUAACAUGCUCACCAUCACCUGAGGUUCAGACCUCAACAGGCUCACCAUCACCUGAGGCUCAGACCUCAACAGGCUCACCAUCACCUGAGGCUCAGACCUCAACAGGCUCACCAUCACCUGAGGCUCAGACCUCAACAGGCUCACCAUCACCUGAGGCUCAGACCUCAACAGGCUCACCAUCACCUGAGGCUCAGACCUCAACAGGCUCACCAUCACCUGAGGCUCAGACCUCAACAGGCUCACCAUCACCUGAGGCUCAGACCUCAACAGGCUCACCAUCACCUGAGGCUCAGACCUCAACAGGCUCACCAUCACCUGAGGCUCAGACCUCAACAGGCUCACCAUCACCUGAGGCUCAGACCUCAACAGGCUCACCAUCACCUGAGGCUCAGACCUCAACAGGCUCACCAUCACCUGAGGCUCAGACCUCAACAGGCUCACCAUCACCUGAGGUUCACACCUCAUCAUGCUCACCAUCACCUGAGGCUCAGACCUCAACAGGCUCACCAUCGCCUGAGGCUCAGACCUCAACAUGUUCACCAUCACCUGAGGUUCACACCUCACCAUGCUCACCAUCACCUGAGGUUCACACCACACCCUCACACUGGUCUCUGCCUCACCAUAUAAACUGCUCCUCCACUUGA
Procambarus clarkii (red swamp crayfish) is the source of this 1782-nucleotide messenger RNA. The record is from RefSeq and is a predicted model, not a curated record. NCBI's taxonomy places the organism in Eukaryota, Metazoa, Arthropoda, Malacostraca, Decapoda, Cambaridae.